UCUGGCAGUCAGGAGUCCUGGAUUCAUUAAGUGGGUAGAAAUUCCUAGAAGAUCCAAGAGCCACCAACCUUGGGGUCACCCGUGCUGGGUCUGCCUCUCUCCCCACAACACUGGGGCUGGGAGGGGUGGUUCCUGUGUGUCUCAUUCCUUCUGUGGCUCUAAUUUCUCUCCACUCUCCAUAGAGGUGAUCAUCCCCUGGGCUGAUCUCACCGCCCCUUGGACGUGCCCCCCCAUAUAGAGGGUGCUGCAGAGGGUCCAUUACUGAUGCCAGGUGCUCCCCAGGGAGAUACGGCUGAGCCCUGGCUCAGAGACGGGCCAUGGCUGCCCAGGUGGCUCCCCCAGCCCCUCUCAGGCUCCAGUUCCAGCCCCCACCAGGAUGUGGCCUGGUUCCCAAAGAGGAAGUGGAGGAGCCGGAUGCCCACGGACCCAUCAACAUGGAGAUGCAUCGUCUGCGCUUCAGGGGUUUCCGCUACCAGGAGGCUGAGGGGCCCCGGGAGGCGUACGGCCACCUCUGCCUCCUCUCCCAGGCGUGGCUGAGGCCAGAGCAGUACUCCAAGGAGCAAAUGCUGGAGCUGCUGGUGCUGGAGCAGUUCCUGAGUAUCCUGCCCCAGGAGAUCCAGAGCUGGGUGGGGGGGUGUCGCCCCCAGACUGGGGAGCAGGCUGUGGCUCUGGCAGAGGGUUUCCAGUUAACCAAGCAAGAGCCCGGAAUAUGGCCGGAGCAGGAGGAGCCGGUGACAUGGGAGAAGGAGGCUGUGUGUUCCUCUGGGGCAGGGCUGGCCCCAGAACAUGGCAAGAUCUGCAGGGAGAUUAAGGAGGAGGAGGAGGAAGAGACUCUGAUCUCACCAGCAGAUUCCAGGGCAGAGGAGGGGAAUCCCCAGCAGGAGGCAUCUGUGGGAGCAAAGACACGUGGGACGUCCCCGAGCCCCAAGCAGGGAGACCCCCUGGGUAAUGGACUGAACUCAUUCACUAAGCAUGAAAUGAGUUUCUCUGGCCUCGAGACCCCAAUGGAGGGGAGAGUCAAUCGGUCUGACUGUGGAGGUGAGAACCAAGGUGGGGCGUGUAGGCCACGGGGGGCCCCCCUGGCUAAGACCCCCAAGGCCAGGAGCCCCAACGCCUGUGCUGUGUGCGGCAAGUCCUUCAGCAACAGCUCCAACCUGAAGAAGCACCAGACCACCCACACCGGGGAGAAGCCCCACGGGUGCCCCCAGUGCGGCAAGCGCUUCAGCCACAGCUCCAACUUGCGCAAGCACGAGCGCACCCACACCGGCGAGCGCCCCUUCCGCUGCCCCGAGUGCGGCAAGAGCUUCCGUGAGAGCUCCAAGCUGCUCCGCCACCAGAACACACACGGCCGCGAGUGCCCCUUCCGCUGCGUCGAGUGUGGCAAGGCCUUCGGCGACGUGGCCCGGUGUUUGCGGCACCAGGCCCGGCACACGGCGCGGGCCUACGCCUGCGGGGAGUGCGGCAAGAGCUUCCGCCAGAGCUCCACCCUGCUGCUACACCAGCGUGUCCACACCGGAGAGAAGCCCUUCACCUGUCCCGACUGCGGCAAGAGCUUCAGCGUCAACGCCAACCUGGUGCAGCACCGGCGCACCCACACCGGCGAGCGUCCCUUCCCCUGCGCCCAGUGCGGGAAGCGCUUCACCCAGAAAGCCACCCUGGUCAAGCAUCAGCGCACCCACCGGCGCGGCGAGGGGGCUGGCGACGCCGCAGGGCCCAGGCUGGUGCAGCACCUGCGGUUCCUCCCGGAGCAGGGCCCUUCACCUGGCCAGAUGUGGGAGAUGCUGCGGCUGCAGCUGGGCGCCCGCUCGCCUACCCCAGGGCCGCAGUGGAGGACUGGGGACGUGCCUAUGGGCUGAGAAAGGAGGGGGACGUUGGCAUGGGGCGGGAACAGAGGCUCCUGUGGAAAGACCCUCUCCCCCGCCAGGAGAGAUCCUUACAGGACUUCUGGGGGGGGCUACCGUCCCUGAGAGAAAUGUCAAGACCUCAGGGGGAGGCCAUGUGUAGGAGAGCGAUGUUGAUCUUUGCCAGGGAGAUGCUCGCCUGAGAGAGAAACUGGGGAGAGACCGUAGGCUCCGUUUCUCUCUUACUGGUAUUAUUUGUAUUAUGGUGGCACUUAGAGACUCAAGGCUGGAGCACGGGUUGCCUCAGGGGCAGGGCAUGGGGCUUUUCCCUUCUAGGGGGUGCCAGCUCUGAGCCAGCCAAAGGAUGGAGGGACUGGCUGGCUCAGAGGCUGGAGAAUGGGACAUGGGGCCUGGCCACUUAAAAAGUCCUUGGUCGUCUUCACAAACAUUAGACAGACCUUCCAUGCCUGCCUAACCGCCCCCCCCAGGGACCGGUUCCUUAAUCACCUUUAUGGCCAGACAGAUAGAUGCUUCCAGGCAGGAGGGAGAGCCCAUCUCCUUCUCCCCAGCGGUGUCUCCAGCACCCGGCUCCUCUCUCCACGAUACAUGGAGCUCAGAGGCAGCCGGGGAUGGCCUAUCCUGGCUCCCAAGCAGCCGGCGAAGCUCCUAGGCUUCGGGCCAGCCCCUCCCUAGGCUCUCAGCUCCAGUCUUGGCUCUCUGCUUUCUCACUGGGUGAUCAGGGUCUAUUGUCCCUAUGCAAUAAACUGUCCUAA
Dermochelys coriacea (leatherback sea turtle) is the source of this 2614-nucleotide messenger RNA. Its product is annotated as zinc finger protein 397. Bases 318 to 1856 code for a protein of 512 amino acids. Gene Ontology annotation, molecular function: RNA polymerase II cis-regulatory region sequence-specific DNA binding; DNA-binding transcription factor activity, RNA polymerase II-specific. The transcript has 3 exons. The record is from RefSeq and is a predicted model, not a curated record. Gene Ontology annotation, biological process: regulation of transcription by RNA polymerase II. NCBI's taxonomy places the organism in Eukaryota, Metazoa, Chordata, Testudines, Dermochelyidae.